UUUAGUCAUCCUGGAGUAAGGAGUUGAUAGAGAUAAAUUUCAUUCAGUAAAAUUAUUGUCAAUACACGUUGACACUGAUUCAGUCUGGCUGGUGUUCAUAUUAUCUUCACCUUAUAUAGCAGCACUUUAUUUACCACACACACGACAAGGAAAAUUACAAUGUACACACCAGUCAAUAAAAACACCGUGAACUUAAUUAAUAUAUCAUUAUAUACAUUAUAUGUGUGAAUGAUAAAAAAUUAAAACACCUUGAGAUAUUGUAAACUUGAUUAUAUAGAAGUUAUAUAAUUCAUGAAACUCUUCGUAAUGUUAGCGAUGAUGACCUAUGAUUUUUUUUCGUGUUUCAGAAAGCGACCGACUCUUUACUCCCGCGGACACGUUGAAUGUUCUAAUAACUUUUUGUAAUGCCAGAAAAUCUGGGGAGGAAGGAAGUGUUGGGGCAGCUGAUGUAGACGAGGAGGGCCCUUUGUACGCCCAAGAAGGAGAGGAGGCCGCCCGCUGGUCCUCCUUCCUCAACAACUUCUGCAAGAGGAUUAGGGUGUGGACGGCCACCAGAGACGCUCUCACUCAGUACCGCGACGUGCUUAUAGGUCGGCUGGAGGAGAUGCGUAAGGUGGAUCGUCUUCGUCGGGAGAACGCAGAGCUCAGGUUUCUCCUGCAGGGUGUUGUGAACGAUCUGUAACCUGGGGCCUAGCUGCUGCUUGGGUGCUUCCUGUGCCGUUUCAUCAGUGACAAGUUUUUCGGGUUUUACUGGAAUUCUUAUCAGUUAAUCAUGUCUGUUCCCACCAAUUGUUUGAUAUAUGUUGCUAUUGUUAUAAAAACUGUAAUUUACUUCGUAGUCCAACAGCUCUGGCCAUGCUUUGGAUGAUAAUAACGCCAGUGAAUUUCCUCUUCGUUUUAAAGGCUUGUUGAAUAAUUAAUGCACAUUUGGUUUUCGUUUGUCUGCACAAUAAUAUUAUCUUCUGUCGAUUGUUAUGAUGAUUACUGCGAUA
Messenger RNA from Homarus americanus (American lobster), 992 nucleotides. RefSeq lists its product as uncharacterized. The record is from RefSeq and is a predicted model, not a curated record. The transcript has 3 exons. NCBI's taxonomy places the organism in Eukaryota, Metazoa, Arthropoda, Malacostraca, Decapoda, Nephropidae. Bases 326 to 682 code for a protein of 118 amino acids.